Messenger RNA from Aedes albopictus (Asian tiger mosquito), 1459 nucleotides. RefSeq lists its product as uncharacterized. Lineage: Eukaryota; Metazoa; Arthropoda; Insecta; Diptera; Culicidae. Bases 365 to 1444 code for a protein of 359 amino acids. Gene Ontology annotation, molecular function: protein binding. The record is from RefSeq and is a predicted model, not a curated record. The transcript has 2 exons.
ACACUGCUCAUGAAUAGCCAGUAAUGGCCAUUUAAUCACACUGUUAUUAUUUUUUCAGGUAACAUCAACGUAUCAAUCCAUUCCGUUAUCAGCGUUCGUCUACAUAGAAGCUGUAUGAGUUGCCCCAUAUAGUUGUAUUCAUCAUUCUAUAUACGACAUUUGUUUAUGAAUCACACUGCUCUCUGUACUAUAAUGAACCAUUUUUUUUGUCAUGCCAGUGAAAACAUUUGCAAUGGAUUUGUUGUUGACGCCAUUCUUGAUUCGCGAAGGUCACAAACAGCGAAUUCCCCAUUACGAACUAUUAUUAUGCGGACGUACCUACUGAACAGUCGCAUGUUCGCAGCGUGCGAUCUUGAUCAUUAUCAUGGACACGAAGUGGUUAUUAACCAUUCUACUGUUUUGCACCGGAACCCUCGCGCAAGCCAAAUUCACCUGCGAAGACAACAGGAAAUUUCGUAUGCUUGGAAUUUGCACCAUCGAGAACAUCAACUACAGUGACCUGGAUGACCUAGCCGAGAACAGCAUCCCCAACUCCCCCCAACUGGAGUUUCGUGGCGGCUACUUUCCCUACUUUGGGGGGCAGAUGUUCGAGCUGCUACCGGAAGAAGUGGAACAGUUGACGUUCCGUAACGGCCACGUGCGGGAAAUCAACUUGCCGUCUACCUCGUCCAUCGAACGGAUUCGGGCGAUCAACACGGAUUUGGUUACGCUGGACGCCGUGUCGGAGCCCAAUCACAGUUUGAAGGGCAUAUUCGUGCGAUCGUCGGUGUUUUCCCGUUGGUCGCCGAGUCUUCAGUUCUUGAAAGCACUGGAGGUGAUCGAUGUGGCGUACUGCAACUUUACCUACAUCAGUUUGGAUUGGUUUGAGGGCAAUGAAAAGCUCCGACUGUUGGAUGUGUCGAACAACAAGCUGACGACGAUUGCCAGUCGGCCAGGGCUGACCCUACCGGCUCUUCAAGAACUCUACAUUUGGGACAAUCGGCUGGAGUUCGUGUGGAGAUUCCCGGACGUGUUUCCGAAUUUGUUGAUUUUGAACUUGUCGGGCAAUUUGUGGCGCUGCAGUUGGGUGACGCUGGCACGGGAUGCGAUUCGUGAUCGGGGAAUUGUGGUGAUCGAUUCGGAUCACAAGUGCAAAAGUGGAUGGGUGCGCAAUGGAGGGCUGUGCUGUCAAAUGCAUGAAGAUUUGAAACCCGAGCAAGAAAGUGAUAGUUCUGGAGGAGAUGUGACAUCAUAUACAAAUCAAACCCCAUCGUUUUCCGAUGUGAUAGCUGAUUAUAUUAUCGAUGAAAAGAGUGGAAAUGUGAUUGGAAUGCGAAUGGGAAACUCGGUGGUCUAUCUCGAUGAGCAUCUUUCGAAAUACAUAAACGCUGUAGUGAAUUGGGCUAUGAUCAGGCGUUGUAUUUGUACCAUGACGGCCAUAGACGUAGUACCUAGUGUUGAAUAAUAAUUCUGUUUUUUG